GCAUUGCUCCCCGAGCUAGGUUUACAGGGAGGAGCUCGCUUGAUCCGUGCGUAGGAGGGGGCGAAAAAUGGCGUGGAAGCAGCCGCCCAAGCAGCAGCGGCGGCAGUCAGCCUUGCUACUGUCGCUCCCACUCGCGAUUGCGGCGCUGGUGUCCUUGAUCUGCCUCCUGUUCCUGGCGCCCCAAGGGCUCUUCUUCUUGGAAGGCUUGCAGCGCCCAGGAUUUUUCUUUUUCUUGUGAGAUCGAGACGCUUCUACGCUUGAUUCAUUCCAGCGUCAAGUCCAAAAAUGCGUGGUAAGUUUUCUCGAUCUUAUAUGUUCUUGCCUUUGUUUUCUUCGUUGGAGAAUAGUGAUACUUCAAUGCUUUCUUUUUCAAAGCCACCGUUUUGGCCGCGCCAGUUUAGGACGUGUGCGGUGGUGGGAAACUCGGGAGCCCUUUUAAAGACGGAGUUUGGAAAGGAGAUAGAUGCUCAAUGAGGCAGGGGAGCGAAAGGGACAGGCAUUAAGUCUUUGGAGCUCGCCUUGUCAAUGUGUGACUCGGUGGAUAUGUAUGGUUUUACGGUGGAUCCAGGCUACACGGAAUGGACUCGUUACUUCUCGGCUCCUCGCAAGGGACACAAUCCACUACAAGGCAGAGCCUACUAUCAACUGUUGGAAUGCCUCGGGACAAUGAGGCUGUAUUCUCCAAUGCGAGAAGCCAGAAAGCAAGACUGGUCGGUCAUUCCGACCCGAGCGACAGUAAACGCAGCCUACUACGCAGCAAUGGGACUCAAACGAAAGCCAGGCAAAGACCAGGGAGCUUUCAGGAACUGCAAAGUAUGGGGAAGUUCAUCUCGAAAUGGACGCCUGUCAGGAUCAAAAGACCUGAGCGAGACCCGCAAGAACUCAAACUACGCAAAGUGGGAGAAAACAAACGUGAACUCCCUGAGAAGUCAAGCUCAACACCGUUACCGCGCCAUGGAAGGCGUCACGAUGUACAAGAUCGAUGGCAACAAGCUCGAGGACCUGGUGUGCAUCAGACCACAGCGGGAGCAGCAGCGCAGCCAUGGGAAACAAAAAAAAUCUUAGUGACUCUCGACGAGGACGCAACACUGGCGCUUUAGCAUACUGCCCGGCUCUGGCAGCUCGCCGUGCGUCACUAUGGAUCCGGCAAGAAGCUAACAGGCUCGUCCAGGCAGAGCUCCCCGGCUGCGAUGGCAUGCAUCGGCCUCUUCCUGCCAGAGCAUCCGAGGAGAUCAACCAUGCAGCGGCAGUGAUCUCCGAGCAAGGAAAGCCCGUAAUUUACAGUGAUGGAACAGAAGAUCUCGUACGCAACUUCGAGCAGACCAGCGUGGCUACACGCAGCUAGAACGCAGACGAACGUGGCUUGAUCCGGCAGCAUUCCUUUCAGGUGGAAGCUGUGGAUGAUCUUGAUGGACCGGACGAUUCGACCAGCUUGGCCGUAAAUCGCGAUCAUCCAAGAGACAGUUCCAAGAGACAGGACUUCGAUCCAACAAGAUCUUUCUGGCCAGGCCUGGAGCACAAGACGCCGCUGCGAGCCGGCAUGGUGUGGAAGAAUCUAGACAUCGCCGCUUUGGGCUUACGAAGUCGGGGGACAUCUCGAAGAUCCUGGGAGCUGAGGCGAUCUUGCCGGAGAUUAGCCUGAGAUCAUCGUGUUUGCAGAGACGAUGAUCGAGCCGAUCAUGAUCAAACAGGGAGUUUUAUUUGCAAGAAGAAAACUGGUAAUGAGUACAGCAUGGUUCAUGGUUAA
Selaginella moellendorffii is the source of this 1747-nucleotide messenger RNA. Its product is annotated as sialyltransferase-like protein 1. Gene Ontology annotation, molecular function: sialyltransferase activity. The transcript has 4 exons. Gene Ontology annotation, biological process: pollen germination; pollen tube growth. Bases 526 to 1065 code for a protein of 179 amino acids. Lineage: Eukaryota; Viridiplantae; Streptophyta; Lycopodiopsida; Selaginellales; Selaginellaceae. The record is from RefSeq and is a predicted model, not a curated record.